CCUGCGGGCGUCACGAUGAUUGGGUACCAUCGAUCGUCUCGGUAAUGACGUUGCCUGUGGACUCCACGUCAGCUGGGCUUAAAAUGGCCGAGGCGGAGAGUGAAUCUAAACAACCGCUGUUUUCAGAUUUGGCUGAUGUAUCGAUAUCAAAUGAUGUCCCGGUGGAGGGGCAAAUCACAGUUCCUGUUAAUUCCCAGUCACAGGAAGACGACUAUUCUACUCUGGAUGAACCAGUCAAGGAAACAAUUAUGCGAGAUCUGAAGGCUGUUGGGAAGAAAUUUGUCCAUGUUAUGUAUCCUAGAAAGAGCAGUACUCUCCUUAGAGACUGGGAUCUGUGGGGUCCUCUCAUACUAUGUGUUUUGUUAGCAAUGUUGUUACAGGGGAGCUCUGUUGAAAGUAAACAUGAUGGAGGCCCACAGUUUGCUGAGGUGUUUGUCAUUGUCUGGUUCGGCGCAGUCGUCAUUACAUUAAACUCCAAGCUGCUUGGUGGCACAAUCUCUUUCUUUCAAAGUCUCUGUGUGCUGGGCUAUUGCAUAUUACCACUCACAGUAGCUUUGAUAAUCUGCUCUCUCAUUCGCCUGGCUCCACACUCAAGUACGUCAGAAAUCCCAGUAUCAGUGGUCAUAAUUCGCUUUAUUGUCGUGCUGGCUGCUUUUGGCUGGUCAACAUUUGCCUCAACAGCAUUUCUAGCUGAUAGCCAGCCACCUAAUCGCAAGGCCCUUGCUGUUUACCCGAUAUUUCUUUUCUACUUUGUGAUCAGUUGGAUGAUCAUCUCCAAUGCAUCUGCAUGAGGCAGUUAUCUUGAAAGUGAGGACGAUGAAGUAUAAGUGAUUUCAAAUAAUUUCUGUAUGGUUUUUGGAGACUGGUUAUUUGAGAGGCAGCUCGCUAUGCAGCAAGGAGAUCAAGAGUCAUUGAUAUUUAGUUUGUAUAUUAUUGAAUGUACAGUGAUUCUAAGAAUCUGUAAAAGAGGUGAUUAACCGAACUCUUGUGGACUCCUGGGGAAAUUUAUUAAUUGAAGCUGUGGAAUUGAACUGCAGUUAGAGACUCUUAGAGAUCAGAAUUAUAUUAUUCUUUUGGUUCUAUGCAUAUUAUCUUUUUCCUCAAAUGUGAAGGAAUUUAACUUGAUUUGAAAUCUAGUUCCAAAGUAUUUUAAUUUAUUGUGUUAAUUGAAGGCGUAUUUAAAAAGGUUGAUUUAAAUUUUCUGUAGGAAUUUUCUUGGAGAUUUCCCAAAAUACAUUACGAGCUAAACAUAAAGAUAAUUAAGAUCCAAGUUUCCAUCAUGAUCCAAACUAAGGUAACUAACUGACUGCAGCUGAUACGCCAGUACAUAGUAUUAUUGGCCUUGCGGUGAAUAACUAAAUAGUGGGAAGUCAUCCAUAAUUUGUUUAACAUCUAGUGAUUUCAGUGAUCGAAGUGUCAGGAUAGGGUUUGAAAAGUGAUAAAUCUGGUGAGCAUUAUUACCUUAGUUCGUACACAGAAUGGAAAUUUUUACAAUGAGUUGGAGGAUCUUGGUUGCGCAUAGUUAUAUCCUGUGAAUAUUUGGUGCCUUCUAAGGAUGGAUAAAUUGAGAAUGGAACUUUUCAUUUGGAGGUGCCAUUGUGCUAUGAGCAAGGUUGAAAAAGUAUGAACUUUUCCUGGAUACAGAACCAGGUUAAAUAAUUGGAAUGGAGGUUUUAUUCAACACCAAUGGAAUGGAAAUUGGAAAAUUUUAUCAUCCUUGCCUUCAUGGAUUGGAAUUUUAAAAAAUCUGUACAAUUUUAGUCAUACAAUUUAAUUGUCACCUCUUCUGAAUCAAGUGAAAGUUCUCUCAGAUGAGAAUUUGAGAAACCUUGAAUAAUAUAGAGCAAAACCAACUCCACUGGUCCAAUAGAACCAUUUUGUUGGCAUUUUUUAAGACAGUUGUGCAAGUUUAGAAAAUAAAUCAUUGAAAGUUUCUCCUUUCACUUAUGGGUCACAGUGGAGAGCUGAGUAACACACCCAUCAUGCAUUAAUGGUUUACAAGUCACCUCUUUCUUGUUGUUGCGCGGAUCAAUGUGUAAUUAGUAUUGGAGUGCCAAUUUAGUAUCUCAACUUCAUGAGUAUAAAGCACAAUGCUAAUCUAACUUUGAAGUUGGAACUUCCUCAGAGAUUUCGGGAAUGAGAGGAAUGCCACACAGGUACAAGAUGUCUCUGAACUGUUAGAGCAGAGCAAAUCUGAUGUAGGAGAUUCUAAGAUCUGAAAUUGGAAGUUUUAUCACUUCCUUCAUUAGUGUAUGAAGUGGGCCAUAUGUUAACAUUCCUAACUAUUUUCUAGAACAUACACUACACGUUUUGUUUGUAUGCAUUGAUUUAUUUUAUCAGUUGUUUCAGUAUUCUAUAGGCACUAAUUAACAAACUAAUAUCAGAAUAAUUUGGAACCGGAAGCUUGGUGAGUAAUGUAGGGAUUGUUAAAUUUUUCUGCAGCUCAACUACUGAAGGAUGUAGAAAUGGCAAACUUCUAAUAGAAAGACAACAUACCAUAUAAGGGCACAACUGAAAAAUGUUUAAAAGUACAUCGCAGUUGUUAAAUAAACAAAUUAUUUGUUUUCAUUCUGCCAUUGUAUGUUGAAACAUAAAGAAACUGUGUUGUAAAUCCUCAACUGAAGUAUAGACAACUGGAAUAUGGGCACUCCAGACAGGAAUGAUGUGAAGGCCUUUGAAGGGAUAUAGAGGAGAUAUAUCUGGAUGUUUCCAAAGUAUAAAUGAUUUCAUCUGUGGGAAGUUGGAAACCUUAAGGCAGGCAAAGUUACAAGAUAGCCUAAAAAAUGUUUUUAAGAUGAUCUCUGUUUUGAUGGAAUUAGUAGAGGAAAAAAAUGGUUAGGAUGUCAAAGAUUAAAAUUCAAUGCUAAAAUGUCUAGAGGGAGAUUAGGAAGGACAUGUUGUUUGGAUCUGGAAUACUUUAUGUGAAAAGAUAAUAGAUCUUGCUUCUAAAAAUAUGUUUAAAGGAGUGUUGGUUAGCUACUUGACAAUGAGGAAAUAAGGUAAAAAUCAAAAACAGCUGUGGGAAUAAGCAUGAUGCUUCUUCUGCUGUCCACUGGCACAUCUUGUUUCUACAACCAUUCCAUAAUGUCUAAAUUUGUAUAGAUCUCACUUUAGAACAGAGACUUAGCAACAUGGGACAGAGAGCUCAUAACUAGAGUAACAUUCCUUUGGAGGGAAUAAAACCUCUAUUCCCUGAAACCUGUCUAUGUGUGGAAAACCGCUAAUUGAAUGUAUGUUGUUACUCAAGAGCUUGGAAACUAGAAAGGUCCUUUCGUCCCCUUGAGUGUGUUCCACCAUUCAUUUAGAUCUAUACAUCAAUUUUCUUUUAACUUGAUGAACUCCAAUUUAAUUAACAGUCUUGUUUAGCAAAACUCUGACCUUCAUCUUCUUCGACAGUAUUUUUAGGACAGAGAUCCAGAUUUCCCCUGUGCUUUAUAUGGGAGAAAGAAACAGCUUUCUUAGUUCAAUCCAAUUUUAAUGUCUUUUACUAUAUUGGAAUUUUAAAUGCAACUUAAAGGUUAAUUUUAAUAUUUUGCUGGUUACAUGGCAGAAAAACCUAUACUUUAAUAGUCCAAACCCAACUGAAUAGUAAUAAAAUGUAUUUAAAAAGAAGUGCUCAUGAAGUAACCUCUUAGUUUGAUAUAAUUUUGAUGGGUGUACAUUCCUGGAAACUCAUGUCUGCUUGCUCCUUAAGAAUUUUUAAUUUCACUCAGUUUCAGAAAUUCCUUCUUUGUCUCUUGGCUCUAGUUAUAAAUGUUUUUGAAUUACAAAGUUUUGCCUAAUGGGAAUCAGGGUCUCUCUCCCUAAAAAACCCUGUUGAACUGUUAAAGAUGAAGGUCAGCAAAGUUUUGUUAACCAAGAAUGUUAACCGUGUCACUGAAUAUUCGUGGUCACAAUGAUGUAAAAGACUUAGAAUUGACAGUAAAUAAUAAACAAAAUACUUUUGCUCUUAAUGGCAUUGAAUGUUGGAAUUACACGUCCCUCCAUCAGGCAUAUGUUUGAUAAUUUUUCAGCUAAAUAGCCGUUGUGACCAAGUUCCUUUCUAGUGGAAGAAAAAUCUGGGAAAAGGAUCUUCUUCAUCAAUCCAGACAUAAUUUUCUUCAUCAAUCCAGACAAAGUUAUCAGAGAGUACAAGGAAAGUUAUUACUGUAACACACUUUCCAAGAUAUGCAUAUUACACGUAACCUUAUAUUGCAAGUCACCCAAUUUAUCAAUAGUUGGGAAUAGGUUCAAUAAAAUUAUGGUGUGUGAUAUUCUUAACUAGUGACACUUGAACAUUGAAGAGCCAGUCCAUUUUGCAUCCAGUGAGAUUUUUUGAACUAUUAUGUCAUAUUAUUGGAUGCACUAGUUUAUAUUUUUUGUUUUGGUGCUGGUAAGCUAUGAGUAUGACAUCCUUGCAGCAUAUUGAUAGCGGUAUGCUGGGGACAAUAUUGUAGAUGAAAACUGAGGACAUAGCCAAUAAAGCUGAUGAGUGAGGUGGCAUGUGACAGGGUUGGUUUAAAUUUCUAGACAUUCUGUGUUAUUUUUCUUAUAUAUUUUCCCUAAGGAGGAGGGGUAGGUAGGGAUCAGGACUUUACUUUCUACAAAUACAGAAUCAACAUGAAAAUCUAUAAGUUGUAUAACAAAUGGGGAUGGUGCCUCUGGUAUUUGCAGGGAAUCUUUUUGAAUAUCUGAAGCCUUAAUGCAACUUGACAUUUUUGUUGUAAAUACUUGCACAUUGUGUGUUUAUAAAUUUACUAAACCAGGAUGGAAAAAAACUUCCCUCCAUCUUAUUUGUCUGCUUUUGCUGUAAUGAUCGCUUUUAACAAGAUUGGAUCUUGGAAUUUUCUUUUUUUUUGGGGGUGGGGGGCUGUUUGCACUUGUGUUUGGAAAAACAAUCAACUUACAACUGCUUUAAUACAGACAGAAAUGAGAAAAGAAACUUGCUGUGUUCCAUUGCAAUACACCCUCAAGAAAUUCAAAGUCGUGCCACCUAAAUGGGUACAGCACGUAAAAGAUUGUUCACUUUCACUCCCAGUUCCCACUGAUGGUUCAUUUGCAUAGUAUAAUGUUUACAAUGAUAUUAGAUGAUGCAGAUGGAGAAGGGCCCAGGUAUAAUUCUCAGUGUUCAGCUAAGUAGAUUUAAUUUGGCACAUAUGUUAUCUUCUCGUCACUGGGUUAAGGAGGGGAAAAUUAAUUCCUACUAUUGGGCUGUAUCUAUUCAUACUGACUGUGAACACAGAUAAUGUAUUUGUUGGGUGUAGGAAGGAUCAGGCUUAGCUCUGGUGCUCUGCAUCUUUCAGAAUCAGGUUUAUUAUCACUGGCAUGUGACGUGAAAUUUGUCAACUUAACAGCAGCAAUUCAAUGCAAUCCCUAUCUAGCAGAGAGAAAAAAAAAUAAACAAGUAACUCAGUUACGUAUAUUGAAUAGACUUUUUUAAAUGUGCAACAACAGAAAUUCUGUAUAUUAAAAAAAAAGUGAUGUAGUGCCCAAAGAUUUAAUGUCCAUUUAGGAAUCGGCAGAGGGGAAGAAUCUGUUCCUGAAUCACUGAGUGUGUGCCUUCAGGCUUCUGUACCUCCUACCUGAUGGUAAAAUUAGAGUGGAAGUGGGUCUUCUGGUUUCUUGGCCAACUCCACUGUUCAUGGUUGAUCUGAUAUAGGCCUCAAUUCCACUUUCUUGUUUUCCAUCAACCUUGAUCCUUCCAUAUUCUGCAAAUCUAUCAUAAGCUUAAAUUUUUAGUGACUUGGCAACCACAGCUUUCAGUCUAGAGAAAUUUGAAGAUUCACACCUUCUGAAAGAAAUUACUCUCAUCUCUAUCUUAAAAGGUUAACUGCCUUUUCUGAAACAUUUCAGCAUCUUUGUUGUCAAUCUUGUGGUCAGGAUCCUACAUUUUUUACUCAGAUUAUGUCUAAUUCUUUGUAUAGGCAUAACCCACUCAAACUUUCCUCAUGAGACAAUAGCUUCCUACCAGGAAUCAACUUAGUGAAUGUUCUCUGAAUUGUUUUAAAUACAAGUGCACCUUCCUUAAAUAUGGAGAUCCAUGCAAAAUCCCAGGAAGAUCAUCAGUUUCCUGUAUAGUUAGAAACAGUAUGUUAAGCUUUUGUAUUCAGCCCCUUUUAAAAUAAAAGGCAAUGUUCCUUUUGCUGCCUAAAUUGCUUGUAUUUGCAUGUAAAUUUUACUUCACCUAUGAGGACAUCCAGAUCCAACUAUACUGCAACAUUUAAAAUGAUAUUUUACUUUGCUGUUCCUCCUGUCAAAGUGGCUUAUCUAAAUUUUUUAUGCUUUACACUGCAACUGCCAACAUUUUGCCCACUCACUUCACCUUUCUGUAAACUUUUGAAAACUGACCUCCUCACAUUUUGCUUCCCAUCUCUUAUCCCAAUUAAACUUUCAGUAAUUAUCUAGCCCCAAUGUAAAGAAUACUUGUUUGGUGAAACACUAGAAAUUUUCUGCACCACUAAUCAAUAGAUUGGUACUGAUGGGAGAUGUGACCAGAUUGGGGGAAACUGACUUGGCUUAGAAGCUAAGGCAUUGGAGAAGGUGUUGGAAGUGAUUUACUAAAAGGCCGCUGGAUUGAAUGGUAAACUAUGUAUAAUCUUGGAAAAAUGUGGGUGGUUGUUCUCAGAGAGGAGAGAAUUGAGAAGAGAGAUGGAAGGAUAAAAAACCAGAUGCAGUAAGUUUAAUAUACUUAACGCAAGUGGUAGUGAUGGCGUGAGGGAAAAUGUAGAGAACAGGUUGUAAUUUUAAAGGCUCUGCUUAAAAGUAUAGAGGAAGCAGAUUUAAUAAUAAAAGCAAUUUUGAAAAAUGCCAGACGGGAUAAAUUGGAGAAGUAUAAUGUAAAAGCAUGGGAGUGGUACUGAAUCAAAUUUUCAAAUGUGCCAAAUUAUCUCUCUCAUACAGUAUGUGCCACUCAUUAGCCAAAUCUAGUGGGUCUAUGUAAAGUACAAAUUCGGAUUGUGGGUGAACAUUCAGAGUAGAAACUCGUAAUAUUUCUCAGAAAAAUGGAGGAGGAAAGAAGUACUUGUGACGUCAAUCUCAUUCUCCAAUUGUUACAAUGAAUUAAAAUAAAAGUCAUUUAGCUAAUGUGGAAAGGCAAUGGAAGUGCACUUGCUACUUUGAUUAGGACAUGAGCAAUAAAAAUAGCUUUCCCUCUGAAUCCAAACCAGAUUGAAGGAGUUUAAAAACAGAUUGUAAGGUAAGGGACAUGGCAUUUUGCUUCUUGAUUGGACUACAUUGAUAUAAAACAUUACAUAUCAGCAAAGAAAUGCAGACACUGACUUGAUAACUACCACAGUGCAGUCAGUCACCCAUUUAUAGAUUGUGUUGUGUCCUUGGUUAAAAUGAAACAAAAAACGCUCAUUGCUGAGAGGAUGGUGUAAUUUUGGAAAAAUAUACAAUUUAAAAAUUUUGCCCUUUUCAGCUUUAGUUAGAAAGGACACUCAGGAUGUGUGAUACAACCUUAACAUGACAAAUUAUUUAAAUUGUAAUAAGAUUUAUUGAGUAAAGUAGAAUAAUCCAGAACAUAAAUUCCAUCCCACCUGCUGAAAAUAUUUCCUUUAAUCUAUUGUAUUGAGAUUUAGUAAUCUAGUAUUUUGCCAAUGAUUAGAGAUGAAAGAUUAGAUUUAUUUGUCACAUGUCAAAGUGUCAAAACAUACAGUGAAAUGCAUCAUUUGCAUCAAUGACUACACACAGUCCGAAUUUUUUAUAUAUUUAAUGAUAUGUUUUUCUUUAAGAGAAAUGAAUGAUGCUGGAAAUGUGAAUUUCUGAUGGAAAAACUUCCGACUGGAAAUAUUAACUAUUUUCCCUUCCUCAGACUCCUUGACUUUUCCAGGGAGCUUUUAAUUUUAUAGCUUGAAGUAAUUAACCUUUGAGUGUAUUACACACCAGACCUUAGAAACUGAGCAAUACUCACAACAUAUUGGAUGAACUCAGCAGGCCAGGCAGUAUCUAUGGAAAAAAAGUACAGUCAACGUUUCAGACGGAAACCCUUUGGCAGGACUUACAAAUUGAGCCAAUAAUAUACUUAAUCCCUAUGUUUUAAACCAAUUUCUGGCAGUUUGAUUUCUUUCCAUUAUGCAUUAUGUAACAAACCUGAUGUGAUUUGAAAUCAUAUUUUGGAAAUAGUGAAUAGAGUUGGAGAGCAACACACAUCAAAGUUGCUGGUGAACGC
Molecule: messenger RNA, 8149 nt
Organism: Mobula hypostoma (lesser devil ray)
Lineage: Eukaryota; Metazoa; Chordata; Chondrichthyes; Myliobatiformes; Myliobatidae
Gene: yipf6
Product: Yip1 domain family, member 6
Exons: 7
Coding region: 45-791 (248 amino acids)
Biological process (GO): endoplasmic reticulum to Golgi vesicle-mediated transport
Cellular component (GO): trans-Golgi network; membrane
Source: RefSeq, a predicted model, not a curated record